This is a messenger RNA of Rosa rugosa (rugosa rose), 468 nucleotides long. RefSeq lists its product as uncharacterized. The transcript has a single exon. The coding region runs from base 1 to 468 and encodes 155 amino acids. NCBI's taxonomy places the organism in Eukaryota, Viridiplantae, Streptophyta, Magnoliopsida, Rosales, Rosaceae. The record is from RefSeq and is a predicted model, not a curated record.
AUGUCUUCUUCACAAAUCCGAACUCUUUUCCCAAAUUACACACUGAUUUUGACUUCAUCUCCUGCUUCAACAGGCUAUUUGUCAAUCAAUGAUGUUCGGGUCGACCCGAAUUUCUCUUUGGACAAUGGGUCGAUGAUGAUAUACACCAUCGAUCGGUUCUUUAACUUGUCUUUCUUGGAGGCUGAUGAAGCUUCGACGCCGGCUCCGAUUGCUAGAGUUUCGGGUCAGCCACACCGGUCUUUCGGGUCGGUUUCAGAUCUGCUUAGGUCUGAAGGUUGUUCGAUCAUGGACGCGUUUCUUGAUGCCCAAAUGAUUGGGUUCAACCAAAAUACGGCGCUGAUGGUUUUCAUUGCCGUCAAAGACUACUCAAGGAACAACUCCGAUUACUCAGUGAUUUUCAGGGAGCACGUGGUCCAGAAGCUGCUGCCGACUUUUGAAGAAGGUUUAUUAUCAAUUCGAUCAAGAUAG